CAACUUUCCCAACAGUCACUUAUUAACCCAUAAGUCCUGCAUUCGGACCCUCAAACAGCAGCUACCUUUUUUCAUCACUGAGGCGCUCUGAGUGGCAUUUAAGGAACGGAGGGUUGUCAGCUUUAGAGAAAAAAAAGCUCUUUGAUACUGAGGAUUGCUAUAACUAACACUGCCAAUGCUAAUUUACACGCUCCAAAGACGUUCAACAUUUCCAUAACCUCUCAUCUCAGCACAAUCUGAUCGACCUGAUCCCAUCUGUUCUGCCCUUGGCAUGAUGCUGUGCUCUAAUCUCCGCCCGUCGCUCCCUCACCUCUUUUCUAUGAGGCUUCUUGGUACUGCCGCCACCAGGACUGCGGCGGUCAAGCAGCCGGAGCUUCUCCCAGCAAGCCUGACCUUUGAGGAUCCCAGUGCCUUCAGGGUGAAGAGCCUGGGGGAGCUUCUCCGUGCUCUUGGUGUCUUCCGUCUGUGCUCCUUCCCAGUGCUGGUCAACAACUGUGGAAAGAUGAUGACAGGAGCACGGAUCCUCCUGGGGAGGACGGGGUUCUCUUUACUGCUGCGGCCAACUGUAUACGCCCAGUUUGUGGCUGGAGAAAACGAGAAGGAGAUCUCCCAGUCCAUGGGGAAGAUCAGCUUGCUAGGACUGAGGCCCAUGUUGGCUGUUCCUAUAGAAGAAGACCUCGGAGAAAGCACUGGAGAAAAGAGAUACGACGACAACAUGGAAGCCAUGCUGGAAUGUGUGCGAAUGUCCCACAGCAACGCUUGGAGCAAAGACCCCAUGAUGCAGCUGAAGAUCACGGCUCUGCUCAGCCCCGAGCUGUGUGUCAAACUAGCAACCCUGCUUGCACGUCAACCAUUCGAUCUGAGCCUCCUUGUCCGAGCAUUGGAUGGAAAAAUGAUAACAUUUCCUGGAUUAGAGGAAAAGGAGGCGGGUCAUUUCCUGUGUGGUCUGCGGAGACUGAACAAAAUAGCAGAGGCGAGUGUGAACAAAGUCAGAGUGCUGGUUGAUGCAGAGUACACCUACAUGAACCCAGCUCUCACUCUCAUCACCAUGGCACUGAUGAAGAAGUUUAACAAAGAUGGUGCUUGGAUCUGGAACACCUAUCAGUGUUAUCUAAAGGAGUCCAGGUCUCUGCUGUUAGAGGCUCUGCAUCUGUCACAGACUGAGGGCUUCUGUCUGGGGGUCAAACUGGUACGAGGAGCCUACAUGGACAAGGAACGAAAGCUGGCUGAGAAGGAGGGCCGGGUAGACCCCAUACAUCCCAGCUGGGAGGAGACCAAUAAGAGUUACAAUGGCUGCCUGGAUGUGAUGCUGGAAGCUAUAUCACAGAAACCUGACCGCUACAGGAUCAUCGUGGCCACUCACAAUGAGGAGUCUGUGAGACGAGCUGCUGAAAGGAUGGAGGAGCUGGGGAUAGACAAAGAUGGAGGCUCGGUGUGUUUCGGCCAGCUGCUGGGAAUGUGUGAUCAUGUCUCCCUCACACUGGCUAAGGAAGGCUAUCCUGUUUAUAAGUCGGUGCCGUAUGGCUCAGUGGAUGACACUCUGCCCUACCUGGUGCGCCGGGCCCAGGAGAACCGCACCGUGUUACAGGGCAUUCGCAAAGAAAGAGACCUGCUGAGGCAGGAGCUCAGAUACCGGAUGAGGCUGAGGGGGCGCCAAUAAAACAAAUUGAUAAACGCAGAGACUAAAGACAUGGAGGACCAGGAGAAAGCUGGUAUGAAUGCUGCUUAGACUUGGUAACAAUCUGGACCCAAAGACAUGCAAGCAGUAGUUUUACCAAUGGUGUAAGGACUAUAGGAGCAGGCUGCAUGGGCUUAACUUAAAGGACUAAGAUAAAAGACAGAUGAUCGAAAGCUGAGGCAGAACUUGAUCCUGCAACAAAUCCUGGCCUAAUCAAAGCCCAGAUCUGGAUCUUGUUGAGAUUCUGUAGAAACAAGUUGAAAUGGGACUAAAUCCCCCCAGCUGAAAGUGAAAAGUGGGUCCUUUCUGUGAAUUAUGGAUUCAAGAAGCGUCUCACAGAGAAAUUUCUCUGCCGAAUGCUUAGACAUGAUGGGCUCAAUAUAAAGCAUUUAAAUCUUUAGAUAUGCUGGAAGCUAAUUGUCUAGCUACUACAUGACUAAAAAUUGGAAGUAAAUCAUAAUUUUUUGCAUUAGAAAAAUUAACUUGAGGUGGAAACUACGACUUUAGUCCCAGAUGGUCGUAUUGUUUUGCAUCCAUGUGUGAGUUUAAGGUUUAUUACUCUCGUUUUUUUUUUUUUUUUACAAUUUGCUUAAUUAUA
Molecule: messenger RNA, 2276 nt
Organism: Cyprinodon tularosa
Lineage: Eukaryota; Metazoa; Chordata; Actinopteri; Cyprinodontiformes; Cyprinodontidae
Gene: prodh2
Product: proline dehydrogenase 2
Exons: 11
Coding region: 272-1660 (462 amino acids)
Cellular component (GO): mitochondrion
Molecular function (GO): proline dehydrogenase activity; FAD binding
Source: RefSeq, a predicted model, not a curated record